This is a messenger RNA of Cokeromyces recurvatus, 1026 nucleotides long. Its product is annotated as heme peroxidase. The record is from RefSeq and is a predicted model, not a curated record. Bases 71 to 886 code for a protein of 271 amino acids. Lineage: Eukaryota; Fungi; Mucoromycota; Mucoromycetes; Mucorales; Mucoraceae. The transcript is spliced from 4 exons. Gene Ontology annotation, biological process: cellular response to oxidative stress; hydrogen peroxide catabolic process; response to reactive oxygen species. Gene Ontology annotation, molecular function: heme binding; peroxidase activity.
UUUUCUUUUUUUUUACUCUUCUUUUAUAACUUUGUUUUUUUUUGUUUAAAAAAAAAAAUUCUUGCAUUUUAUGUCUACUACUCAAGUAUCACCCGAUAAAUAUACCCAAGUUAGAAACGAUAUCGCAAAAGCUUUUCCUGACGAAAAUUAUGAUGAUGGAUCUUUUGCCCCUGUUGUACUUCGUUUAGCAUGGCAUGCAAGUGGUACUUUUGAUCGUAAAUCAAAAGAUGGUGGUAGUGAUGGUGCCACAAUGCGUUAUAAAGCUGAAGCUGAGGAUCCUGCUAAUGCUGGUUUAGAACAUGCUAGACACUUUCUUGAACCUAUUAAAGCUAAAUAUGCUUGGAUUUCAUAUGCUGAUUUAUGGACACUUGCGGGUUGUGUAGCUAUUGAACAUAUGGGUGGUCCACAUAUCGAUUGGACUGGUGGUCGACGUGAUAAGGGAAAUGAAAUAGAUUGUCCUCCUUUAGGUCGUUUACCUGAUGCUGCAUUAGGUAAAGACCAUGUUCUUGAUGUCUUUGUCUCUCGUAUGGGAUUCACUGUUCAAGAAACAGUGGCAUUAAUUGGUGCUCAUACUGUGGGUCGUUGUCAUACUGAUCGUUCUGGAUUUGAUGGACCUUGGACAUAUAAUCCAACUCGUUUUUCAAAUCAAUUCUAUAAACUCUUGCUUAAUGUGAAAUGGGUUGAAAAGAAAUGGGAUGGUCCUCGACAAUUUGUUGAUGAAGAUGAUGAAAUCAUGAUGUUGCCUACUGAUAUGGCCUUAUUAGAAGAGCCUUUUAGAGAAUAUGUUGAACUUUAUGCUAAAGAUCAACAAAGAUUUUUUGAUGAUUUCGCAGCAGCUUUUCUAAAGUUAAUUGAAUUAGGUGUUGCUAAAAGAGCCAAGAUAUAAAAAAAAAUGAUUCAAAUACAAUCACAUAUUAUUUGUAUAUAAAAGGGAGAAGUGUACGUACGUAUGUAUGUAUGUAUGUAUAUGUAUUUAUAUAUCAAUUCUCUUCCAUAAUAAUAAAUUCAAUAUACACUUUACAUUUC